This is a messenger RNA of Strigops habroptila (Kakapo), 1313 nucleotides long. Its product is annotated as fructose-1,6-bisphosphatase 1-like. The coding region runs from base 67 to 1086 and encodes 339 amino acids. NCBI's taxonomy places the organism in Eukaryota, Metazoa, Chordata, Aves, Psittaciformes, Psittacidae. Gene Ontology annotation, biological process: fructose metabolic process; fructose 1,6-bisphosphate metabolic process; fructose 6-phosphate metabolic process. The transcript is spliced from 7 exons. Gene Ontology annotation, cellular component: cytosol; cytoplasm. Gene Ontology annotation, molecular function: fructose 1,6-bisphosphate 1-phosphatase activity. The record is from RefSeq and is a predicted model, not a curated record.
CCGCCCCGCCGGGGCAAGUGGCAGUGGCGGCGGCUGCUGUGGCCCCACUGCCCCCGCGCCGCGACCAUGACGGACCGCUCCGCCUUCGACACCAAUGUCAUCACCAUGACCCGCUUCGUGAUGGAGGAAGGCAGGCGGGUGAAAGGCACCGGGGAGUUCACGCAGCUCCUCAACUCCCUGUGCACGGCCAUCAAAGCCAUCUCCACCGCCGUCCGCAAAGCGGGCAUCGCCAACCUCUAUGGGAUUGCUGGGUCUACCAAUGUGACAGGCGAUCAAGUGAAGAAGUUGGACAUCCUUUCCAAUGACCUGGUGAUUAACAUGCUCAAGUCAUCCUUCAGUACAUGUGUUAUUGUGUCAGAAGAAAACAAGGAUGCUGUGAUAGUGGAAACUGAGAAACAGGGUAAAUACAUAGUCUGUAUAGACCCUCUAGAUGGCUCAUCAAACAUUGACUGUCUUGUUUCCAUUGGGACCAUCUUUGCCAUCUAUAGAAAGGUGUCACCUGAGGCACCUUCUGGGAAAGAUGCUUUGCAGCCUGGGCGUAAUCUUGUGGCAGCUGGUUACGCUCUCUAUGGUAGUGCCACAAUGCUGGUACUGGCCACUUCAGCUGGAGGUGUCAACUGUUUCAUGCUGGAUCCGGCAAUUGGAGAAUUCAUUUUGGUGGAUAGGGAUGUGAAAAUCAAAAAGAAGGGAAAUAUCUACAGUCUCAAUGAAGGCUAUGCUAAAUACUUUGAUCCUGCAGUCACAGAGUAUCUCAAAAAGAAGAAAUACCCUGAGGAUGGCAGUUCACCAUAUGGUGGGAGGUACAUAGGAUCUAUGGUGGCUGAUGUGCAUCGCACACUGGUGUAUGGAGGAAUCUUUCUGUAUCCUGCUAACUCCAAAAGUCCCAAAGGAAAGCUGAGGCUGCUCUAUGAAUGCAAUCCUAUGGCUUUUGUUAUUGAGAAGGCUGGGGGAAUAGCAACAACUGGGAAUCAAGCAAUACUAGAUAUAGUGCCUGAGGAUAUCCACCAAAGAGUGCCUGUUGUCUUGGGAUCUCCUGAUGAUGUGAAGGAGUACCUUGAGAUAGUCAGGAAGCAUUCAGCUAAGUAAAGAAAGCUUGCUGAAGUCACUGUGCAGAUGGGGAAAAAAUGUCUGACAGCUGAACCAAGAAACAUACUGCAGUACUGCAAGAUUGAACUGUCUCACCGCUGUAGCAAGAGAGAAAUGAGCCAUAUUUUCUUAAGAUUUUUUUUUUUUUUUGAGUGAAAUCUUGUGCAAUUGCAUUGUGCAAUAAAAGGCAUUUAAAGGUUGUAUUAAAGGAAGCAUUAAAAGUAAAA